Messenger RNA from Microbotryum saponariae, 2107 nucleotides. The record is from the annotation of a GenBank genome assembly. Lineage: Eukaryota; Fungi; Basidiomycota; Microbotryomycetes; Microbotryales; Microbotryaceae.
AUGAUCUCUGGAGUAGCUCGAUCCGGAACUCUGCAGCUCAGAUCACGUGCUUCGUCCGUCGCCUCGCAGCGCGUCCGGCAGACCGUUCUGCGCACGAUGAGCACGCUGCCCGCACAGCGCCCCCAUGUCGUCGCCGUCGUAGGAACAACAGGUGUAGGCAAGACCAAGCUCGGCGUCGAACUGGCUCAAGCUGUCGCGUCCAUGGCUCUCUCGUCGUCGUCGAACUCGGGAGCUGAAGUGAUCAACUCGGACUCGAUGCAAGUGUACAAAGGGCUUGAUCUCAUCACCAACAAAGCAACCGUUGAAGAGAUGCAAGGUAUCAAGCAUCAUUUGAUGGCCUUUCUCGAACCGGGUCAGGAAUAUAGCAUCAAUGAAUUUCAAGCGGAUGCGCUUCGUUUGGUCGGUCCCUUCCGUCGAUACAGACGGUGGAAGGAUGACACUGACCUAUACAGCGGAGGGAUUCGCACAGAUCGAUGAUAUGCGAAAUCGGGAUACACUACCAAUCAUCGUUGGAGGCACGACGUAUUACCUCCAGCACCUUGUCUUCCCGAACCAGCUCGUUUCGGAUACCCCGGCCAUUUCAGUCCCAAGGCCGACUCCUACCGAACCCCUACCUAUCUCAGCAACGCACCACUUCCCUCCCAAAUUAGUCGAACAUAUCCAUGCGCUGCCACACGAACUAUUACAGUUAUUCCUCGCCCUCCCAUGCCUACCACAAACCUCGACCCCAGAUUCGUUCCCUCCGAAUUUCCCUCUCGGGCUCGUCCCCGAACCUUAUCGAUCCCCAUCGGACUUUGCUCCAGCUCUCUACGACCUCUUGGACCGCCUCGAUCCGCGUAGUGCAGAACGAUGGCAUUGGAGGGAUAUUCGUAAAGUCCGGCGAGCACUCGAGAUUGUUUGGGAGGGAAGGCAAUGGGAUGAUGUCAUGCAGGAACAGAAUCAAAAGGGACGAGGACAGGCAAGGUCAGGGAUUGCUCUCAAAACGCUAACAGAGAGUCUACCAAGGCAUGAGAGCUGAUACACUUAGUUUACUUCGGACUAGGUUCCCAACUUUGAUCUUUUGGCCUUAUGCUGAACCCGAGUUGCUUUCGAAACGACUGAACGAGCGGGUCGAUCGCAUGCUUCAAGUGAGUCCACGCUCCACCCACUCAGACAAUGUACGUGUACUAAUACAGUCGUUCGGUACAGAUGGGUCUCUUGGAAGAGAUCGAGCAACUGUGGGCCCUUGCACACCGGAAAGGAGGCGAGGGUUCCGACGAAACCGAUUACUCUAAAGGGGUCUAUCAAGCAAUCGGUGAGCAGCCGAGCUGUACCGGCGCCGAGCCAGACUCAGCGCAGUGCAGAAUCUGAAUCAUCUCGCUCUCCGCAGGCUAUAAAGAAUUCUCGCCCUACCUCGCCUCCAGAAAUGACUCUUCCAUCGAUUCAAAAUCCCUCUUCGAUGCAGCUGUCGAAAGGAUGAAAAUCUCGACGUGCCAAUAUGCGAAGAAACAAGUCAAAUGGAUCAAGAGCAAGUUGUUACCCGCGAUCAAGGAGUUGGAGACCCAAGAUGCGGUGACGAUAGUUUUGCUUGAUGUGACAGGUGAGAUGCAAUUGUCGCAAAGACUUUGGCGACCGUGCCGCGGCGCUGAUUCGUGAUAGGUGAACAGAUUUGGAGAAAUGGGAGGAAAACGUUCAUAAACCUGCCGUCGAGUAUCUACGAGGUCAGUAAAAAUGAGAAAUAUGUUCUACUCUCGAUCACCAUCUGAUCUUGUGCUAUAAUCGCACAGCUUUCCUCAAUGACGAACCCCUUACCGACCCGGCCCUACUAUCUCCCGUCGCUCAAGAACAUCUCUCCGUCAGCGAUACAGGGUCAGUACACCUCCUCUAACAAGCCACAACCCAUAGUCCCGUCCUCUGAUGAUCCCUCAUUUCUUCCAACAGCUCCCCCGCCCGUCCAAAACGAGCUUGCCCGAUAUGCACCGACGAUCCCUCUCGCCCUUUCCUUGUUGAGUACCAUCUCUGGGAUUCUCACCCUCGCACCAAAACGCACAGACGACGAUUGCGGGAAGUCGGAACACGUGGUCGAAGACCGCCUCAGCGGGAAGAGCGGGAAGAAAGUGAAAAAUGA